AGUAUAAUUAACUAAUCUCAUACUAAUCCAUAUACAAUCCAACAUGGACCCCAUCCCAUCACGUUUCCAUGCCGUUGCGUUAAUAAGCAGAAAUAUAUCAAUAUGAAUUGUGGUGUAGUAAUAGGACUGUGUCACCUUUAAUCAGACUUUCGAAUUCGAAUCUUUAUGAAAAAAAUCAUGUUAGUAACGUCACCUCCGAAUGAAUCAUGCAGUUAGUCGGGACUCCAGUAUGGCCUUUGAACACUGAAUGAAAAACCAAAACAAAUAAAUAGACCGCGAUUAUCAAACUCUACUCUCACCUUGAUAUUCUAACCUUUCGGGUUCGAGCUUAGAUACGAAAGAAAUCCUGUUGGAAGCGCCAUCUUCAAAUGAGUCCUGCGGUCUAUCCAAAUUUAGUCGGGACUCGAGUGUGGUCAGGUGAAAAACCAGAAAAAGAAAUAGAAAUAUCAAUACUCUAUUUUUACGCGUAAAACAAAACAUGACAAGUAAAAAUAAACCACGGUUAUUAAACUCUACUCUCACCUUGAUAUUAUAACCUUCCAACUAUCAUCCUCCACAUGUUGACAGUCACACUGUCACAAACUCAAUAACCCCCCAUUUUCUCUCUGUAUUUUUUUCAAGCUUUCUCCAAUGGGGGAUUGCGAUGCCGCCCCAACCCAUCACCACCCAAACAAUCUGAUCCAGAAAGAAACCGCUCUACAAGCAAUCAACACAAUAAUCCAGCUCCAUUUCGAGAAAACCCUCGAGAAAAAACGAGCAAUCGAUUUACAAAAAAAGGAACUAUGGAAGAUGUUUCAACAUUUCUUCGUCUUCCUCUCUCUAAUCUUCCUGGGUCAAGCUCUUUCUCCGAAGCUUCAAUGCCGACAUUGCUGGAUACCCAUUGGUCUUCUCUCGUUAUCCCAUCUGAUUUUCUACGUAUCUGUAGCGCAAACAUUGAGAUGCAUAAAUGGGUUUAAGUAUCAACGGAGAUGUCAUAAAUUGACAUUAGGGUUAGCUACAGAAAGGUUAAGGCAACUGAAGAUGAGGAUUAACAAUGGUGGGAUUGAAGAAAUUGGGGAUGAAUUUGAAAUACAUUAUCAAGAACCACCAGAGAGUUAUUUUGGUAAGUUUAAGAGGAAUUGGGCAUUGCAUUUUGGGUUCUUGAUUUUUAUUUAUGGAUUUAUGGUUUCUUCAUCUGUUGUAAUACUCUGUUUUUGAGAUCUUCAAAAGAAUGAA
Solanum tuberosum (potato) is the source of this 1215-nucleotide messenger RNA. RefSeq lists its product as uncharacterized. The coding region runs from base 631 to 1197 and encodes 188 amino acids. The record is from RefSeq and is a predicted model, not a curated record. NCBI's taxonomy places the organism in Eukaryota, Viridiplantae, Streptophyta, Magnoliopsida, Solanales, Solanaceae. The transcript has a single exon.